CUCUAGCCUUUGAUCGCUACUGCUCUAUCAGUCAUCUGUACAACAUUACCAGCGCGUGAAGUGAAGAUGGAGGCACUCGCGUUCAAUGUUUCAAACGGCUUCCUAGAGGGCAUUGUCAGAGGCUAUAAAGGGGCUUUGCUCAAUCAGUCCAACUACCAUAACCUCACUCAAUGCGAGAAUCUUGAAGACUUCCGUCUUCAACUCUCCUCCACCGAUUAUGGCAACUUUCUCGCCAAUGAACCUCUGCCCCUCUCCACCGCUACGAUCGCGGACAAGGCGACGGAAAAGCUCGUUUCAGAGUUCAACUUUAUCAGGACCAAUGCGACAGAGCCCCUGGCUACCUUCAUGGACUACAUUACCUACGCCUACAUGAUUGACAAUGUAGUCCUGCUUACUCUUGGAACGCUGCACGAGAGAGAUACCCAUGAAUUGCUCGAUCGUUGUCACCCUCUUGGCGUCUUCGACACCAUGCCCGCGUUGUGUGUGGCCACCAACGUGGAAGAACUGUAUCACAGUGUCCUGGUCGAGACUCCGUUAGCCCCCUACUUUAAAGACUGCCUCUCUGCGCAAGAUCUCGACGAUCUCAACAUCGAGAUCAUUCGUAAUUCCCUAUACAAGGCGUAUCUGGAAGACUUUCACAAGUUCUGUCAAACCCUUCCCGCCCCUACAUCGGAGGUCAUGUCACGUAUCUUGGCGUUUGAAGCCGAUCGUCGGACCCUCAACAUCACCAUCAACUCGUUCGGUACCGAGUUGUCGAAAGAUCAACGUGCGAGACUAUUUCCAACGAUCGGUCGACUGUAUCCGGAGGGAAACAAUGCGCUGGCUCGAGCAGAGGAUAUUGAAUCCGUAGUGGCUGCGGUCGACCAUAUUUCAGAAUAUCGGGCUUUCUUCGACAAAUCUGGAGCGGCUUCUAACCAGAAUGGCGGUGCGGCCAACGGCACUGGCGAUGAAGGGUCCAGCUUGGAGGACGAGUUUUUCAAGCACGACGUCGAGCUUAACAAGCACUCCUUCCUCCAGCAGUUCCAGUUUGGUGUCUUUUACAGCUUUGUCAAGCUAAAAGAGCAAGAAGUGAGGAAUUUGACUUGGAUCGCCGAGUGCAUAGCACAAGAUGCCAAGGAUCGGAUCAAUGAUUAUAUCGCCUAGAUCCCCCGGACGAGAUGAUUCGUUUCUGUGAGAGACCUUAUGUACUCCCUCUUCAUGUACCCAUAGACAAUGACUUUUGCAUGAUAAUUUUGCAUGG
Messenger RNA from Kockovaella imperatae, 1240 nucleotides. Its product is annotated as vacuolar ATP synthase subunit D. Gene Ontology annotation, biological process: vacuolar acidification; proton transmembrane transport; vacuolar transport. Gene Ontology annotation, cellular component: fungal-type vacuole membrane; proton-transporting V-type ATPase, V0 domain; vacuolar proton-transporting V-type ATPase complex. The record is from RefSeq and is a predicted model, not a curated record. The transcript has 4 exons. Bases 67 to 1143 code for a protein of 358 amino acids. NCBI's taxonomy places the organism in Eukaryota, Fungi, Basidiomycota, Tremellomycetes, Tremellales, Cuniculitremaceae. Gene Ontology annotation, molecular function: proton-transporting ATPase activity, rotational mechanism.